Messenger RNA from Pocillopora damicornis (cauliflower coral), 2105 nucleotides. Its product is annotated as gamma-aminobutyric acid type B receptor subunit 1. Gene Ontology annotation, molecular function: G protein-coupled GABA receptor activity. Gene Ontology annotation, cellular component: G protein-coupled receptor heterodimeric complex; membrane. The record is from RefSeq and is a predicted model, not a curated record. Gene Ontology annotation, biological process: G protein-coupled receptor signaling pathway; gamma-aminobutyric acid signaling pathway. NCBI's taxonomy places the organism in Eukaryota, Metazoa, Cnidaria, Anthozoa, Scleractinia, Pocilloporidae.
CGCUGAGUGCUUUUCCGUGCAAAGCUUAGAUCUUGUAUACGCUAUCCACAAAGGCCGGAGCAAAGCAAUUUCAUUCAUCCAGCCUCCAGAAAGCUGACCAGGGAUUUAAAUAGUUCUGUCAAGCGGUCCGAUCCUUUCAUUAGCAAUUUCAAUGUCGAGGGUAAUCUGAGUUGCUCUCAAACAGUUUUGAUGGAUCAUUAGUAAAGGAUUGCAGCAGCAGGAAACAUGAAAUUUGUAAUCACAAGAUGGUCUUUUGUACUUUCCUUUUCUGCUCCAUUUGUCAUGAUCAUAUAUGAGUUAAAUGCUGAAAACUUAUCAAAUAAAACAGGACAGAGAACGACAUUAUAUGUUGGUUCAAUGGCGCCUAUGACUGGCAAGAGAGCAUGGUGGGGAGCUGGAAUACCGCUGGCCAUCGAGAUGGCUUUUGAAGAUAUCAACAAAAGAGAUGAUAUUCUAAGAGACUAUGAGUUAAAAUUGAUCUCUCGAGACACGCAGGGAGACACUGGUCGCGGGAACAAAGUUUUCUACAAUUUCUUAAACGAAGGAAAAGUCCGUCUCAUACUUGGUCCUUCGCGGUCAAAUGUUGCUGAGUCGGCUGGUGCGACAGCCAAGUACUACAACAUGAUUCAGGUGUCUCCUUCUGCAGCUUCAGGCGAACUAUCCAAGAAAGACGUAUUCCCUUAUUUCUUCAGAACGGUUCCAGCAUUGUCUGCCGCAAAUCGUACGUUUAUUGCUAUCGCAAAAACAUUUGCGUGGACUCGAGUGGCCAUACUGUACCAGAGUAGAGAACUUUUUACAUCCGCAGCAACAAGCCUCAGAGAAGAAUGCAAAAAGAAUGGAAUUGAAGUGAUCUCUUAUGGAAGCUUUUUGAUGGAUCCAAAGAAUCAAAUAAAACACCUUAAGGAUAUUGAUGCUAGGAUCAUAUUUGGUUUCUUUUCCUAUUCAACCAGAACUAUGUGCGAGAUCUACAAGCAUAAUAUGCACGGGCGAAAGUACGCUUGGGUUGUUCACACUCCUGACAAAGAUGGAUGGUGGAGGAGAACUUUCGCUAAUGUCAACUGCACACCAGAAGAAGUCAACGAGGGCGCAAAAGGGACCCUCUUAGUUAACUAUAUGUGGCUCAGCAGCUCAAAGAAUCAAACAGUGUCUGGAAUGACACCCGAGGAGUUCAAAUCGAGUUUCAUUCAAAAGGCUAGGAAAUCAGAUAUAACAGACACAAGCUACAAAGGGUUUGCAUAUGAUGCAGCCUGGCUUGUUGCCCUUGCGUUGAAUAGAACAGCGCAAAAUUUGGCUCCAACGAUUCCUCUUGACACCGUCGCAUUUGGAGACAGAAAUUUCUCAGACCUAAUGAAGAAAAAUCUGUUAUCAACGGAAUUUCAAGGCGUUACGAGCUUCUUAAAACUAAAUGACAAAGGAGACAGGUCCGGCGUGUUUGAAAUAUCACAGCUAAGAGGAGCAGAGUUUGAAGCCAUCUGCAGUCACGAUGUUGGACGAACCUCCUUGAAUUUUUAUCCUGAUAAAGACUUUCGCUGGGAAGGUAUGGCCGUUUACAACGUCGUUAUCGUUUGCAUUGUUGGAACUCCAGUUGUAACUUUUGUACACGAAGAGCAAUUCGAGGCGUCGUUUAUAGUAACAGGCAUCUGCAUUCUUUUUAGCACAACUUCUACCCUUUGCAUUGUGUUCGUACCAAAGAUUGCAGCGCUUAGGAAAAACGGAUUAAACGAGGAGUACCGUGCUCGAACGCGCACGUUCAGCUCGUUGGAUACAUUUACCGUCACCACAGCUAAACGCUCCUGUUCUGGUAAAGACACCAUUAACAAGGAUGGAGAACUUCAGCGACUUAGGGAAAUGCUAGACAUGCUUCAACGAGAAAAGAAAAGAAUAAGUCACAGCAAUGGAACCAGCAUGACCACGCAACUGUGAGAUGAAUCUUAGACUGCACUGAACACAUACUGACAAUGUCACCCAGCUAGCUCGUGACUACAUUUUCGUUGAGAAGUAUGACGAGAGACUUAGAUGAUCGUAUUGUCAUCAGGAUAAGUUUCGCGGUUUCUUUGUUCUUCAAAAACUCAUUAAUAAUUCAUAAGCCCAUUAACCUAUCAAAU